UGCGGAACGUGUGUAGAUAAUCUGGUCCCAACGUUACAAAUAGGACAGGUUGAUUAGGUACUUUGAAUUAUAGACUUCCAAAAAACGUUGUUCGCUUUGCUUUACUGCACGUUUCUACACCUUCAACACCCACUCCUCUUCGUAUUAUCUUCAAUUAGCGAUAUCAUCAUGGCAGAAGAGACCGUCGAUUUCAAGCUUUACCGCUACAAUCCUUCGAUGGCAGCUGCCGUCAUCUUUAUUAUCCUAUUCUUCCUCAUCACAGCAUUGCACUUUUAUCAAAUGAUGCGAACCCGGACUUGGAUCUUCAUCCCUUUCGUUAUUGGCGGCGUUUUCGAGGUUAUCGGGUAUAUCGGGAGAGCCAUUUCCGCCCAAGAGUCGCCCAAUUGGUCCGUCGCUGUCUACUCACUCUCGACUAUCCUCCUUCUGGUUGCGCCCGCCCUAUUCGCGGCAAGCAUCUACAUGAUGCUCGGCCGCAUCAUCUUGGUGACAGACGGCGAGUCACAUUCACUCAUACCCAAGAAAUGGCUCACAAAGUCAUUCGUAACGGGGGAUGUAAUCUCAUUCAUGAUGCAGGGAGCCGGUGGGGGUAUAAUGGCAAGUGGCACCAUUGAAGCUGUGCAUACCGGAGAGAAGAUUAUUAUUGCCGGCCUAGUAGUGCAGCUUCUCUUUUUCGGCUUCUUCAUCGUCACCGGCGUCAUCUUCCAUGCCCGUAUGGUCCAACAGCCGACGUCAAAAGUAUAUUCCCAGUCGUUGCCAUGGGAAAGACAGCUGUAUGCACUCUACGUAGCCAGCUUACUUAUUCUCGUGCGAUGCAUCUUCCGACUCAUUGAGUAUGCACAGGGUAACGACGGGUAUCUCAUAUCCCACGAGGUCUUCCUUUACGUGUUCGACGCUGUGCUCAUGUUCGCUACAAUGGUUUGGAUGGCUUGGGUUCAUCCAAGUGAGAUCACAGCGCUGCUGAGCAAGGGUCGAGGGAGGGCGGUGCGGCGAGUAAUAUCGGUUUAUUCCCUGCGCUGAGCUGAGUUGUUUACACCGACGGAUUCGUAUAGUUAUUUUUGACCUGCCUGAUUGCGAAAGCAGAUGUUACACGGCC
Messenger RNA from Alternaria alternata, 1093 nucleotides. RefSeq names its product RTA1 like protein. Bases 169 to 1017 code for a protein of 282 amino acids. Gene Ontology annotation, cellular component: membrane. The transcript has 4 exons. NCBI's taxonomy places the organism in Eukaryota, Fungi, Ascomycota, Dothideomycetes, Pleosporales, Pleosporaceae. The record is from RefSeq and is a predicted model, not a curated record.